UAUGUGAAAGCUUGCUCACCAGCUUGUUAUCUGUUUCCUGUUACUAAAAUAUUGUUUACCAUAACUUGCAGCGUAAAUGAAACCGAUUCUUCUUUUGAAGCAAGCCGGAGGAGCAGAUACACAGUGGCUUACGCAGCCCAGAAGCCCUGGCUCCUGAAUGCCACAGUGGAGGAAAACAUCACCUUCGGGAGCCCAUUUAUCAAACAGAGGUACAAAGCCGUCACAGAUGCCUGCUCACUGCAACCCGAUAUUGACCUUCUGCCUUUUGGGGAUCAGACAGAAAUUGGUGAACGGGGAAUUAACUUAAGUGGAGGCCAGAGGCAACGCAUCUGUGUCGCACGCGCACUCUACCAAGCUUCAUGGAAAUUUGCACUUUGGAUGGUCCAGGAUGACCCAUUUUCUGCCUUGGACAUUCAUCUGAGUGACCACCUGAUGCAAGAAGGUAUCCUGAAGUUCCUCAAGGAUGACAAAAGGACUCUUGUGUUAGUGACUCAUAAACUGCAGUACCUACCGCAUGCGGAUUGGAUCAUUGCCAUGAAAGAUGGAACUGUGCAUAGAGAAGGGACACUGAAGGACAUCCAAAACAAUGACGUUGAGCUAUAUGAACACUGGAAAACUCUUAUGAAUCGCCAGGACCAGGAAUUAGAAAAGGAUAUGGAAGCGGACCAAACAACUCUGGAAAGGAAGACUCUCCGCAGAGCCAUGUACCCGAGAGAGUCCAAGGCACAGCUGGAGGACGAGGAUGAAGAGGAAGAAGAAGAGGAAGAUGAAGACGACACCAUGUCUACAGCGAUGCGACUCAGGACAAAGAUGCCUUGGAAAACCUGCUGGCGAUAUCUCACUUCCGGAGGAUUUUUCUUACUCUUCCUCAUGAUCAUUUCUAAACUGUUGAAGCAUUCGGUCAUUGUGGCCAUUGACUAUUGGCUGGCCCAGUGGACAUCAAAGAACCAGAACCAGAACCACACCCAGACCUUUUGUUCUACCGAAGGUUCCAUCGAAGAGAGCAAGAAUUGCUACAUAGCCGUAUUCACUGCCCUCAGUGCUGCAGGGAUCGUCCUUUGUCUUGUGACCUCCUUGACCGUCGAAUGGAUGGGUCUCAUGGCAGCCAAAAACCUUCACCAUAAUCUCCUCAACAAGAUCAUCCUUGGCCCAAUCAGAUUCUUUGAUACAACACCCUUGGGGCUGAUUCUUAAUCGCUUUUCUGCAGAUACAAAUAUUAUCGAUCAGCACAUCCCUCCAACGCUGGAGUCGCUCACGCGGUCCACCUUGCUUUGCCUGUCUGCUAUUGGGAUGAUUUCGUACGCCACUCCUUUCUUCCUAGUGGCUCUCGUGCCCCUUGGGAUCGCCUUUUAUUUCAUCCAGAAAUACUUCCGUGUGGCAUCCAAGGACCUUCAGGAGCUUGAUGACAGCACCCAGCUGCCUCUCCUCUGCCACUUUUCAGAAACAGCUGAAGGCCUCACCACCAUCAGAGCAUUCAGGCACGAAGCCAGGUUUAAACAACGCAUGCUGGAACUGACGGACACCAACAACAUUGCGUACUUAUUUCUGUCGGCUGCCAACAGAUGGCUGGAGGUCAGAACGGACUAUCUCGGGGCCUUCAUUGUCCUCACGGCAGCUGUGGCCUCCAUUGCCGAUGGACCCACUUCCGGACUCAUGGGUCUGGGACUUCUCUAUGCUUUGACGAUCACAAACUAUUUAAACUGGGUGGUGAGAAACCUGGCGGACCUGGAAGUACAAAUGGGCGCAGUGAAGAAAGUGAACAGUUUUCUCAACAUGGAGUCGGAGAACUACGAAGGCACCAUGGAUGUUUCUCAAGUCCCCAAAGACUGGCCACAAGAAGGGGAAAUCAAGAUUGACAAUCUGUGUGUCCGCUACGAAAACAACCUCAAGCCCGUUCUCAAGCAUGUCAAGGCUUACAUCAAACCUGGACAGAAGGUUGGCAUCUGUGGUCGCACCGGAAGUGGGAAGUCAUCCUUGUCCUUGGCUUUCUUCAGGAUGGUGGACAUAUUUGAUGGGAAGAUUGUUAUCGAUGGGAUCGACAUUUCAAAGCUGCCCCUCAACAUGUUGCGCUCCAGGCUGUCGAUAAUCCUCCAAGACCCCAUAUUGUUCAGCGGUUCCAUUCGUUUUAACCUGGAUCCGGAGUGCAAAUGUACAGACGAUACGCUUUGGGAAGCUCUGGAGAUCGCCCAGCUGAAGAACAUGGUCAAGUCGUUGCCAGGCGGCCUAGAUGCGGUGGUGACGGAAGGAGGAGAGAACUUCAGCGUAGGCCAGCGCCAGCUCUUCUGCCUGGCCAGAGCCUUUGUGCGUAAGAGCAGCAUCUUCAUCAUGGACGAAGCCACGGCAUCCAUCGAUAUGGCCACAGUGAGUAUCUUGCAUCCUGGCCCUGACAUAGGCAUGUUGCUGCAUGUCAGCAGAGCCUAUGUCUUUUUCAGGCACCGGGUCUCUCAAAUCCUGGAUGCCCACCUUGUCUUGGUCCUUUCAGACGGUGACCUUGUCGAGUGCGACAGUGCCUCCAAUUUGCUCCUCAAAAAGGACGGCCUGUUUGCCAUUUUGGUGAAAACCAACAAAUAGACGCUCUUGGCCGCAAGACUCUUCCUUCUGCAUCGGGUUCACACCAUCCUGACGGCAGACCUGGUCAUUGUGAUGAAACGGGGGAACAUUUUGGAAUAUGACACACCAGAGAAUCUACUGGCUCAGGAAGACGGCAUCUUUGCAUCUUUCGUGCGGGCUGACAUGUGAAGAAGACACUACGUUGCACGUUGUUGGCUUUUUAAUGGCUAAUUUUU
Gekko japonicus is the source of this 2786-nucleotide messenger RNA. RefSeq names its product ATP-binding cassette sub-family C member 9-like. The annotation marks the transcript as partial. Lineage: Eukaryota; Metazoa; Chordata; Lepidosauria; Squamata; Gekkonidae. The transcript is spliced from 24 exons. Gene Ontology annotation, molecular function: ATP binding; ATP hydrolysis activity; ABC-type transporter activity. The record is from RefSeq and is a predicted model, not a curated record. Gene Ontology annotation, biological process: transmembrane transport. Gene Ontology annotation, cellular component: membrane.